Molecule: messenger RNA, 1112 nt
Organism: Micropterus salmoides (largemouth bass)
Lineage: Eukaryota; Metazoa; Chordata; Actinopteri; Centrarchiformes; Centrarchidae
Product: CD209 antigen-like protein A
Exons: 4
Coding region: 54-551 (165 amino acids)
Source: RefSeq, a predicted model, not a curated record
AUCUCUCAGCCAUCAAAGCCAACCUGACUGAGCGUCUCCAGGCCAGCGUCAACAUGUCAUCUAGUCUGACUCAAGAGAGAGAUCUGCUGAACAUCAGCCUUGUUGAAAUGACUAGAGACUUGAACAAGCUUCAGAAACCAUCUUGUCCUGUUGGAUGGAGGAUGUUCAGUUGCGCCUGUUAUUUCCUCUCUAAUGAGUCUGGUUCCUGGGAAAAGGGUAGAGAGGACUGUAAAACCAGAGGAGCAGAUCUGGUGGUCAUAAACAGCUCUGAAGAACAGAAGUUCCUCUCUAACUUCACCAAGGAAGAAAUUAUGGCUUGGAUUGGUUUGACUGAUCGUAUCAAGGAGGGGACCUGGAUGUGGAUUAAUGGAGCUCCUCUGUCUCUACAACCUUUUCUGUAUUGGCGGAGUGGGCAACCUGAUAACAAUGGAGGACAUCCUUCUCUUGGGGAAGAGGACUGUGCCCACAUCAUAUAUGGAGGGGAGGGAAACAACUGGAAUGAUUUGUCAUGUGAAACCAAUAUGAGAUGGAUCUGUGAGAAAAUGGUUUAGCAUUGGUGCAUUAUUGUGUGUUUGCUGCUUCUACUGCUUCUAUAUUAUAUUUAAACAUAAUUCCUUUGCACAAGUGUGUAAGGUUUCAUACAAUUUUACUCACAGGGGGCACUACAGUAACAUUAAUGAUAUUUCUACAAUUCUGGGAAUUUGGUGCACAAGUUCACCAUAAGCAUGUGCACAACAAAGAAGCUGGACAUCUUGUGGCCAGUUAAAAAAUACUUUGUGUUUUGGUGAAUAACUCCUGAACUGUGAGGCAAAGACAAAGCAAGAGAUUCUCAAAGGUGUACCUGUGUCCCUUGUACUUAGUGUGAAAAUGCACAACUGUAUAUGUUUUGACAAAUUACAGAACUUUGAUUAAUGUACACAUCAAUCACCAGAAGCAGCUGCAGAAGAUGAAGCAACCACAUGCAUUUUCUUCUAGGAAUGAAAAUAUUCUAGUUUGGAGAUUAAAAGUUUGUAAAUUGUUUUUAUUGUAAAGUAGAAAUAAUGAAAGACAUUUGGAAUGACAUUUACCUACAAAUUAUGGCUCAGAGGAUAAUAAAGACAAUGAUUUAUAAA